Molecule: messenger RNA, 10014 nt
Organism: Plasmodium gonderi
Lineage: Eukaryota; Apicomplexa; Aconoidasida; Haemosporida; Plasmodiidae
Product: chloroquine resistance marker protein
Exons: 1
Coding region: 1-10014 (3337 amino acids)
Source: RefSeq, a predicted model, not a curated record
AUGGAGAGAAAACUAUCCAAUCGAAUAUGCCCCACGAGUAGACAUAAUUCUAAGGAGAGUGUGGUAGAUGAACUCUCAUUAUAUACUAAUAAAAAAGGCCCAAAUGAAAGCGAAAUUUUGAUGGUACAAGAAAAAGUAGAAAACGUAGAAGAAGUAGUAGUAGAAAAAGUAGAAAUAGAAAACGUAGAAAUAGAAAACGUAGAAAUAGAAAACGUAGAAAUAGAAAACGUAGAAAUAGAAAACGUAGAAAUAAAAAACGUAGAAAUAAAAAACGUAGAAAUAGAAAACGUAGAAAUAAAAAACGUAGAAAUAAAAAACGUAGAAAUAGAAAACGUAGAAGAAGAAAAGCAAAACAAAGUACUCAUUGAUUUUUAUGAGCGUAUAAAAAAUUGUGAAAAGAAAAGAAUGGAAUAUAUAAUGAAUAAAGAAGAAAUGGAAGACGGGUUUUUUGAAAAAAAGACAACAUUAAAAAUUGGGAAGCAGAAAAAGCGUACAGAAGAGCAAAAGAUAAAUAACAAUCAUCCUCACAUGGAUCGAAUAAAAAAUGAUCAAAUUAAUUACAAGGCAAUAGGUGACAUGCAUAAAUCUAUCUAUGAAAGUAAGAUAUAUUCGAAGGAUAAUAAAUGUGUGCAUCCUUUGCAGUCAUGCGUUACAAUAGAUAAAAUGUACAAUCACAACAAUUCAAUGGGGAGGAAUGGAACGUCAAAUACAUUAAAUUUUAGUUCUAACUUAAACUUUUCAAAUCUUUUUUUAAAUGGAAGAAAUGAAAAUUCUUACGCUAGUAGAGAUUACACGAAAUUGAAGGAAAAAACAAAACAUAAAAUUACAUCAUACGAUGAUAUAACAAAAGUGAAAGAACAAAUAGUGCAUGGAUCACUUGUUACACACACGGAUAACCUAAUUAAUGUUAUUGGAAAAAUGAGAGAAGAAAGCCACACCAAUAGGUUAGAAUCGAACAUGGGAAAUAUGAAUUUAACUGAUGAAAAUAUUAUGCAAAUAUAUUUUGCACUGAAUAAUGAACUGAAUGAAAAUAUAAUACAUAGUACCCAUUCUGCACAAAUAAAGAAGGAUGAAAAUACAGAAAAAAAUAUCCACCUUAGGGAAAAAAAUACCCAUUGUGUUAUGUCUCAUUCGUUGGAUAGCAUUCCUUGCCAUCCUGAUGAAAAUUACAACAUACAAGUGAGGAGAGGGGUUCCUAACCAAGUAGAAAAUGACGAUUCUUCAAUUUUUGCACAUUUGCAUCGAGAUAUGCAACGGAAUGUACCCAUUCAAAGUUACAGAAAUGGAUCCCUUAGUGCAAAUAUAAAGCAAGAACCGUUUCAUUGCAAUGAGGGGAAGAUGCUACACCAGAACAAUGUGGAGAAUAUACAUCUUAAAAACUUGGAGGUAUGGACAGAUCAGAAACAGUCCUGUAAUAAUCCAAGGGUAAGCACAGAUUCUCAAAAUGCAGACAGAACAAUCACGCGUACCGAACUACAAAAAAUGAAUAACCAGUUAGCCUUCCAAAAUUGGAGUAAAAAAAGAAAAUUAAAGAAUAAUGAAACAAUUCAUGGUAAAGAUUAUGAAGAACAUAAUAGUGGUUCUGAAAUGUGUAAUGAGCUUUAUCAGAACAGUAAUUUUCCAAUGCAGAAGAAAAAUAAUGCAAAGGAAGAAAUCGAAAUAUGUAGCCACGCCCCUACGAGCCUUCCUCAGAGUAUUAACCAGAGAGUGAACUGUAAAAAUGAAAACACUGGAAUUCGCAGAUAUAGAAGGAUUUUUGGAGAAAAAAAGAAAAGUAAAACAAACGAAUACAGUAGGAAUUAUGGUUCACUACCAGCCAAACUUAUUGAAGAAGGCACAUUGCUCUGGAAAGGUAACGAACGAACGGGUGGUGAGAACAGAAGUACCAAUAUACAUCUAAAGUGUGGUGAUAAUGAGGUUAAUCGAGAGAAUAAUGCGCGUCUGUUAUCCCAUGUUAAGAUUAAACGCAGAAAAGAAGGGACCCAUAAAGAAUCGCACGAUAUGAAUCCAUGUAAAAAUAGGAUAAAAUUAAAAGAGGAGAAUAAAUUUCACCAAAAUUAUGAACUGUUCAGAAAUUUUGUGUUUUCUUUUAACAAUCCGCACACCUUGUGUUUCGCUAGCUCUGCAACUCCAAAAGGAGAGGGAGAAAAUGAAAACAGAGCAAAAAGUGAAAAAAAUUCCCUGAAAUACAAGAUGCUGAAAAAUGGAAAAUAUUCUCAAUUAAAUAAUAUAAUUCGAUAUAAAAAAUUUGAGGAGAAAUAUUUCCCCGAAGAUUUGAUAUCAAGUGACUUUCAGUGGAGAGAACUGGAUGGGACAAUCUCUUCCCAUGCACACGACUUUUUGUUUUUUGAUGAAGAAGAUGAGAACAUGGUUUCUUUAGAUGUGCUCGAUGGCGGUACCACGAGUCUUAGCUCAAGCUGUAGUGGAAGUGGUGACAAAAGUGCGAGCGGCGACGGAAGUGCGAGCGGCGACGGAAGUGCGAGUGGCGACGGAAGUGUGAGUGGAGACAUGACUGUGUGUGACGACGGAAAUGUGUGUGACGAUGGAAAAGUGUGUGACGAUGGAAAAGUUUGUGACGAUGGAAAAGUUUGUGACGAUGGAAAAGUUUGUGACGAUGGAAAAGUUUGUGACGAUGGAAAAGUUUGUGACGAUGGAAAAGUUUGUGACGAUGGAAAAGUGUGGGGGGGCAUGAGUGAAAGUGGAUCCAUGAGCGGCAGCUGUGGAAACCAUAAUAUCGAUGGCUGUAAAAUGUGCCUUACUAGCGAACAGAAGUCGAUUUCCCCUGUACCAUCCAAUAGUCACCACAAAGAAGCAGAACACAAGGCAUGGGAAUGCAAAAAGGAGAGAAAUUCAAAAAUUAAACAAAGUGAUUGGAAUAGUAACAAGGUUAAUGUAGAUAAUUCGGAUCAAAAGGUUAAUAAAAGAGAAAUGAUAAACACAUGUAAUGUGAAAAAAUUAUUGGAAAUAGGAAAAUUUCCCCGACGUGCUUCCUCAAAUGGAACAGUGCAAAGGGAAAAUAAAUGUGUAAUUAUGUAUGCAAAAAUUAUGAACAUAAGUUUUACUUACGCUGCAGAUGUGUUGAAGCAACUUAGUCAUCCAGCAGUUAAUUUGUUUAAUACAAACAAAACUCAUAUUGUUAAGAAGAAGGAUAAGAAAGUGGAACACAAUCUCACAUUGUUGGAUGAUGCUGGUGCUGAUGUUGGUGCUGAUGCUGAUGCUGGUGCUGAUGUUGGUGCUGAUGCUGGUGCUGAUGCUGGUGCCGAUGUUGAGGUGGAGUUCACUGCUUUUGGUGACAAGACAGAUGGAUUAGAGUGCAUCGCGAGGAAAGGGUUAACUAGAGGAGAAAGACACCAAGUCAUGUACGAAUUGGGACAAAGGUCGAGAUGGAAAUCAGGAAAAGAAGAACCAUGUAGUGCACCACGAGGAUCUGAAAAGAAGAACCUUGAUGAGGCAGAGCAAGCAUUUUGCACAUGGGAAGGGGGAGAAACUGGGAUAGAAAAAACAGGAAAAGGAAAAUGGAAAAAAAAUGAGGUAGAUCUUGAAAAAAGGAAAAAAAAAUUCAUAAGUCACAAGAUUAAAAGACAUCUUCUUAGUAUGAACGCACGGAUAGUUAUAAAAGAAUGGUAUAUUGAUUAUGGGACAUCACCUAGUAGCACACCUUACAUUUAUGUAGUGUCUGAAAAUGAAAAUAGAUAUAAACUCGAUCGAGUUCACGAUAAAUAUUAUUCUAUUUUUACUAAAGUGAGACUAAAAUUUGAAGUCACAACUAGAGUUGUAAAGACAUUACAAGUAUGUCCCAAUAUUACCUAUGAGGAACUAGUUGGACUCUUGACACUCCAUGAGUCUAUUAGCAAAAGGAUGAGAAGGGAGAGGCUCCAGGGAAAGAAAGAGAUGCAGCGGCGAGCAGAGAUGCAAUGGCAAGAUCAGGGAAAUAAAUCUGCUAAACAGUCUGCUAAUACAAGCAAGAAGAAGAUUUGUAGAAAAAGGAAAUACAUAGCCACUUCAAAUCACAGUGAAUGUGAAGAACUACACAGAAUGAUGGAAGACUUGUCAAAAGUAAGAAAGACAAUGAAGCUGAAAAAAAAUGAUGAUCAGAAAGACAAAGAACAUAACUUAAUGAACAAGCAUCAAAUGAAAAGGAAAAAAAAAAAGAAAGACUUCCCAAUAGUUAGCAUAAGCUUAUCAGAAAUUAGUGGAACAGGUAUACAUAAAAUGCCAGAUGGAUCGGUAAGUAAAAUGUGCACAUGGGGGGCACCAUAUGCUGUUUAUAAAUGCAGCAAAAAAGUAAUUAUUAAAUUGUAUACAUUUAUAAAAAAUGAAAUGAAGUUAUUAAAACAAUGUUUCAAUAUGAAUAAUUUAUUAGAUACUCCUUUUAUGAAAACGUUAAGACAUAAUUUUAGAAUGGAAUUUAAAAAAAAUUAUGAGAUGAAAAAAAUAAAAAAAGUGUAUUCCUUUUUUUUAAAUAAUCGAUUGUAUUCAGAAAUUUUUUUAAAUUGGGAAGGAAAUGAAGAACAUGAUAAUUAUAUGAACAAGUUAACUCGCUUCUACCUCAUCAAAAGUUUUGUCGAAAGUCAAAAAGGAAAAGUGAUAAAGUACGAAGAAGAACCCAUAUCUAAACAUAUGAAUCUAUUAGAAACAGAAAUGAAUGAAAAGUUUACUAACCAUCAGAUGGUUGAAGAAGGUGCCCAAACAACAGAUUCAUCUUCCAUCACAUGCCACAAUACAUGUAACAUAUUAGAUGCAAGCAAAGAUAAAUCAAAAUAUGAAUCCAUUUUUGCAAAUGAUACCCAAGAACAGCUAUCGAAAUGGAAUACUACAUCUUCGAACGUUCCUUCUUAUGCAUCGGACACUUGGAUGCAAAAACAAAACAUAGAACUAAUAAUGACAGAAAAGAAAAAAGUAAAAAAUAAUAAUAAAGAAAGUGAUAAUACCUUGGAGUGCUCAAGAAAAGAAAGAGUAAAACAUGGAAUAGAAAGCAAAUCCAUAUGUGAAAAAAAUACUGAAUAUUGUAUCUUUUCUGCGCAUGAAACUUUUUUACCCCUACAUUUGAUUAUGCCAUUAAAACACGAAUCUAUGUUAAACAUUUGGCUAUUCUUUUUUGUACAUAAAAAAAUGUUAGGUGUUAAGUUAUCGAUGAGUAAUCUGAAUGAGGAGUUAAUAUUUAUAAGAAGUAGUUGUAACAAAAAAAUGGCACUUCAAUUAAUCAGAGAAAGAAACAGGCUUAGUGAACAUAUUGUAAAGAAUGACAAAUUUAUUUCUUUUUUUCAAAAUCAUAGUGAUGAUGAAGAAUAUUUAACAUCACAAGGAAGAACAAAUCAUGCUAGGUAUAUAAAAUGUAAAGAUGAUAUCUUGGUUCUUCUUCUAAUGAUACUUCAUAGAUCAUUACAAAUUGAUAGAUACAUGAAAAGUCACUCCAUCAUGAAUAUCCAAAGGGGGCAUGACAUAAUGGAAGUGGCAGAAAAAGAAAAUUGCACCUCGCAUUACAUUUUGGAUUAUAUGGAAAAACCAUUGAUAAGUGAAUAUUGUAAUUUUUCUUUUGAUAAAAACUUCAAGGAUGUAAGAAGUAAAUCAACGUAUGGAGAAGAAAUACUUAUAGGGAAGGAAGGAGUGUUGCCAGUAAAUCGACCAAGUCAUGAUGAACAUAGGAGGAAACAUUUUUCAUCAGAUGACAGAAAAAAUGAUUCGAACCAAGUGUACAUUAAGGAAAGAAAUAUUUAUUCACAAGCUAGAGGUAACACUACUCGUGGAAGUUGUUCCAGUUUAAAGGAAAUUCCCAGCUUUCCAAUUCAUCACAUGGUAUCACCGAUAUCAUCUUUGUCAACACAUAAUGGCGUAAAAGGUAAACUUUCCCAAAAAAGGAAUCACAAUGUUAUGCAUGCGAAAAGACAAACAAUGAAAGAACAAAAAGGUUCCAUCUUGAACAGUUAUGAAGACAGUGGUCUUAAGGAGGAAAGUGAUAAGACAAAUAUUAACAUGCAUCAUUACUACAAAUUUAAUGUUGAAGAGAAAAAUAAUAAAAAGAGAUUCAUAUGUGAAUCCUCUCGCGAGACAGCUGUCAAAAAGGAUACCGAACCUACAGAUGUGAGAAACAUAGAAGGGAUGAGCAAAAGAAAUGAGCACGAUGAGAGCGAUGAAUAUGAUAAGCAAAAAGAAUAUGAUAAGGACAAUGAAUAUGAUAAGCAGGAUGAAUAUGAUAAGCAAAAAGAAUAUGAUAAGCAAAAAGAAUAUGAUAAGCAAAAAGAAUAUGAUAAGCAAAAAGAAUAUGAUAAGGAGAAUGAAUAUGAUAAGGAGAAUGAAUAUGAUAAGCAGAAAGAAUAUGAUAAGCAGAAUGAAUAUGAUAAGCAGGAUAAAUAUGAUGAAAUAAAAAAAGGAUUGAAUGAAAUUUCACCGUACACAGAUCACAGUAAUGUAAAAACGGAUGACAUACAUCCAAAGAAAGGACUAAACCGAGAGUGCGAAAAUGUGCUAUUAAAAAAGGAAUACAAACAAAACGAAAUUGUUCCUUUGAAAAAUAUGAACAAAAAAGAAAAAAGAGUUGAAAGAAAAUCAUUAGAAGUGGUAAAUAUUCCAAAUAACCCUUCUGCGGAUUUAUCAUAUGUACGAAAAUUAAUAGUGGACGAACGAGAUGUUUGUACUCGUUCUUAUGGAAACACUUUGACAGAUGUAUUUUUAAAAAGGAAUGAGAAGAAAAAACUUUUCGAAUGGUGUGACGAUGACAUUUUGUUAUUGGAUAAUGUAACUUGUCCUUUAUUUUUAAAAAAAUAUCUUUUCAUGAUUCUGUACCAAAUGACACAUUCCUUCCUUCUAUGUGAAAAUCAUUGUCAUAGGAAAGAUGGAAACAUGAAGACGUACAAUGAGUUGAAUACAAAAAUGCAUACAAUAUCCUUGGAAGAAGCAAAGAACACACCGAAUUUUUUGAAUAGAUGUCCAGAUAGACAAAUGAAAAACCAAAACCAUCAAACUGAAAGGAAAAUAAAUUCAGAAAUGAAUGAGAUCUUACAAAAUAUAAAACUAAAAAAAUAUACAUUGAGCUGGUUGCUCAGGCAGAAUUAUAAUUCCUUAUGGGGGACACCGAAGAGAGAAGAUAUGUUAACAAUUUUGAAUUUUUUGUGUGAAGAAAAUAACUCCUUCGAAAUGUUGAACAUAGAUGAAAAGAUGAAAGUUCUCAUAUUUAUUAUAAACACUAUACGUUCUAGUAUACAUUCGCUACAAGUUGAUAAAGAAAACGAAGUUUUCUCAUUUAUGAAUGAGAAAAUAUGUAUUCUUCAGGAGAGAGGAAUAUAUGAAACUACUGGCAGAAACUUAAAUGGAACCUCAGACCACAAUGCAGAGGAUGAGGGGGAUUCUUCUAAGACGGAAGGAUUUGUAUACAAAGAAAGAAACAUACAAAUGAGUGAAGAAGUAGAAAAUAUGCAAAAAGAAUUAAGAAGCAAGAGCAAUAGCAUAAAAAAAGCACAAGUUAUAAAUGUGAAAAGAAAUUAUGUCCAAAUAGUUAGUGAAGAUUUUAAGGUUAAAAUACAUUUACUAGGAAAAGAUAGAUACAAUAACAAGUACUACCAAUUUGGAGAUUUUUUGGGGUGCUCAGAUUGUAUAUAUGUUGAGUUCAUGAAUAUGGACAAAUCGAUAGAUCUUCAAUGUUCCCAUAAACCUGUGACGAGUAUCGUGCAGCAUAAGGAAAAGGCUAUUCCAUCACAGGGAAAUGAUCCUAUUUCUGCAUCUAAUCAAUUUAAUAGGAAUUUAAUGAACCCAACUAAAAGUAGAACCAAAAUUGGCUACAUUGAAGGUAUAGAUAAUAUAAGCCGUUUCAUCGAAACAUUUUCACCCUUUUCAUUGGAAGAAAAUAAAUUGAAAAUGAAACUCAUUCAGAUAAGAACAGAACUGAUAAAGGAAUGCUUUAGACAUCACAUGGAAGAUACACACAAAAAUGAUAUCAAUGAUGAUGCAGCUCGGACGAAUCCAAACAAGGAUAGAAAAAUAAAAAAUAAAAUAAAAAUAAAAGGGAAAGCUACGAAAAAUGUGAUUAGAAAUUUAAACCGAAGUGUUAACGAAGAGGAAAAACCAUUAAUAAGCUCUGAAUUUGCGUAUCUCGAAGAAGGAGAAAUCGAAAUGGUCAAACAAGGUGAAAAAAAAAUGGAGCGCAAACCUCAGGUAGAGAACCCGCUGUCAAAUAGGAACAGGGAAGUUUUACACAUGGGUAUGUGUACAAAUGGAAGUGAAAAUUAUGAGAAGGUGAAGGAGAGGACAGAGAAGGGGAAGACGGAGAAGCAGAGAAUAGAGAAGCAGAGGACUGAGAAGGGGAAAACGGAGAAGGAUAUUUAUUUCACAGAGGAAGAAAAACUGUUCGAGCAGUUCCUCUACUUGAGCGAAAAACUAGUGCAAUUUGAAAAAAAAAUAAACAUUAUUUUAAAUGAAGACAUGGAAAAAGAAAUAGAAAAUAAAAUAAACGAUUUGCUCCUUUCGUCUACACAUUACUUUUGCAAUAACCAGAUGACGCAAAAUGUUAAGAAAUCUAUUUUUAUAAAAUAUGUUGAUGUGAUACGUUCUAUUGAAAUGUUGCUCUUUUCAAAUUGUUAUUAUUCUAUUUUGAAAAAGAAAUGGAAACAAAAAUUACGAGUUCAAUGGUUGGAAGAACUGGGAGAACUAAAGAGCGAAAUUGAAAACCAUAUGAACAGAAUGAACACAAUAGAUAUUCUUCCUAUUUUGUGCACAUAUUUUAACAUAUUUCUAAUUUAUGGAAUAAGGAUAAGUGUUAUUCAUAUGUAUAAGAAAUAUAGCUUGAGUGAUCCCAGCUAUUGGAUUAAAACAGAAGAAGUGCAUAUUAGGGACGAGAAAAAAUUAUGUAUCCUUAAGAAAGUUAUAGAAUUAAUAAAUGAAUAUAAAAAAAGUGAAAUAGCUUGUUCCAAUGGGCAAAGAGGAAAAAGCGACGAGGAAAUAGAAGGGGAAGAUAACUCACAGAGAACUAAGCACUUAAAGGAUAGCGAAAAAUAUAUAAACAGUUUAAUAUACGAAGAUAUUAAUAAACUGAUUAACAAAAUAUACAAACUUUUACCAUUUAGAAAGAACGAAAAAUAUUUUUAUUUUAAGGAAGGCCAUUUAAAACAUAUCAAUCAAUUUUCGAAUAACAAAUUUCUUUUUUUGGAACAUGACAAUUUAGAUGACAUUGGAAGUGUUGAGUUGGUUGAAGUGAGAGACAUAAAGCUGUUUUUAUUCCCUAAAGGAGAUGCUAUAUUAGGAGGAUUACAUAGAGAGGGAGAAAACUGUGAAGGUAGAGACGGAGAAAAUUCUGCAGAUAGACAAUAUCGAGUGGAAGACGAAGGAGGUAUGCACAUAUCGUGUUACACAAGAGAUGAUAAAAAUUUCAAGGAAAAGAAAGAAGGCAAUCCGAAGGAAGGGCGGAUGAAAUACUUGUCUAGGAAAGAACUCAAUGUUACGCAGAAAAGAAUAGAGACGACCCAAACGAGAAAGAAAAACACACUAAAAAAAAUGAAAGCUAAUGAGGAAUGGUCAGGUGGAACAUGUGAUCAAGUUACAUAUUAUAGAAAUUAUUGCAUAUUAUAUAAUGAAAUAUUCGAAAUUAAAGAGAAAGUGGAAAAAGAACAAUUUAAUGAUUAUUAUAAACCUAAAAAAUUAUAUUUUGAGUCGUUUGAAAAAUUUGGCAUACCUUUUAGCACACAAAUUGGUAAAAAUAUGUUAAGUCCAUAUUAUAGCACAUUUGAAGUUGGCAAAAAUGCAUUUAAGAUGAAAACUUCUAAUAGUAUGAAUUUUAUGAAAACAGCACCUUCAGUGUUCAGAGAUGACAUAAACGAAACUUUUAUUUUUUUAUGUCAACUGCAUUGUGUACUUUACCCACGACAUUAUCAAGAAAAAGACAUUUCUGACGAAAAAAUCAGAUUAACAAAUGAGUAUCAUUCAAGAGAAACAUGUCUUCAACCGAACUCGAAAAUUUUUCUCUUUAGCAUAUGUUUUGAUGAAAAUAUGAAAACUGUUUUGUACCUCAUCCGGACUAAGCAAUAA